This is a messenger RNA of Trichophyton verrucosum HKI 0517, 687 nucleotides long. RefSeq lists its product as uncharacterized. Lineage: Eukaryota; Fungi; Ascomycota; Eurotiomycetes; Onygenales; Arthrodermataceae. The coding region runs from base 1 to 687 and encodes 228 amino acids. Gene Ontology annotation, cellular component: RNA polymerase II transcription regulator complex. Gene Ontology annotation, molecular function: DNA-binding transcription activator activity, RNA polymerase II-specific; transcription cis-regulatory region binding. The transcript is spliced from 3 exons. The record is from RefSeq and is a predicted model, not a curated record.
AUGGCAUUCUACGAAGCGUUGCCAUCACUACCUAACAUCAACACUUAUGCCUACCCUAUCGCCCCGCAGCCAUAUGAGAGCCCUUCCGAGUCAUACUCCGAAUCCUCUAGCCCGGAUACAUAUCAUAUGAGACAAAGUGUCAGCCCUUCUGAACCCUCUCCCUACGUGAUAUCGUACGGGAGCCCUCAGAUCCCAUUCUAUCCAGCACAGGAGAAGAUCCCGCUGGAAUACAUUGACUCCACUUCACUAGACAAUGGAGAUCAAAGGGAGCGAAGAUCAACCCAGAAGGGCCCUGUAACUUCCAUGCACUUGAGACGUCGAGCGCAAAACCGUGCGUCUCAACGGGCAUUUAGAGAACGAAAGGAGAAACACGUCAAGGGCCUUGAAAGCCAGCUACAGGCCCUUCAUGAGCAGCACCAGAGUCUUCUUCAGUCAUACAAUUCCCAGGCCAACGAAGUCGAAAGCUUAAGGAAGAAAGUCCAGGAGCUCAUGAAAUUACCAAAUAAUGUGCAUAAUGUGCAAUUUACCGAUCCUUCCACGUCCCCAGUUUGCACAAGCAGCGCCAGCGCCAGCCAAGGAUUCACUACACCAAACAAGUACGAAAUGGCUACCUUCCCGGCGAGUUCAUACCCAACUCCUACUCCUGAGCCGUACUACGACAAAUCAAUCCACACUACCGUUGCGUGA